CCUUAAUUCUUGAAGUCGUGUACUAACUGACGUUUAUCAUUAGGACUGGUCUACUGACUGGGAUUUUCAUCCUACAUACAUGGAUCCUUCUGGAAUAUCACCUGAGUACGAGCUCACAGUCCGCAACCACAUUCGCCAGACCUUCCUUCCUUACGUUAGGAAGCACAUUACCAGAGACCAUGUCGCAUAUACCGAGUUUAAGCUCGAGCAGAUCUUCACAGAAUCCUUAGAUUUUGUCCCAUUAGCGGACCCGCACGCGCUCGUGCUACCCCCAGAUCCACUCGACACUCUUGCUGGGUCUCUGAAAAAUCUCGACCUCUCCUUUGAUGAGCGCUUGACGACAGACGGAGAUACUGUACGCAGGCUCAAAUCAUUACUAAAGACUAUUGUGGGUGAAGGCAGGGAACUCCGUAGCGAGGCAUGCUGGCGAGAGGAGGAUCACAUGUAUACACGCAUUGCAGAGAUAUACAGACCUAUGACGCCCAUCCUUACCAACCGUGCGCGAAAGCAGACCCCGAAAGCAGGUACCAACGCUCUCCGCGCAUCUCUCCCUCGCACAUGGCCUGCGCAAUUAGACCACACCGGUGUCAAGUCUGUGGUGGUUCCACCAAUCGAGGAUUCGGAUGUACCUAACCUGGAAGAGGUUUUGGAUGUUCGCCCCACCAUCGAAUCCACUACUCGCACUUACAUCCUCUCACUAUUUAAAUCGGCAAAUCCACCUGCACAAUCAACUGAGACCAAUGGCCAUAUCACUUCUUUCCUGCGCGUCGAUUCCCCACCGCUUCAGAUUCAACGUCCACUUUCUCCCCCUCUCUUCCCCCGAUCCAAAGCAAGUCCGGAUUCGUUAUGGACAAGUAUUGCGAAUGCAAAGGACAUCGUGGAUAGGCUGAAGGCUGUCCGUGCUCCCGUUCUGGAGGAGCUAGAGGAUGACGUAGACAACGUCAACAUGUCGAUUGUUGAUGGAUGGAAUGUCCUUCCCAUCUCUUCUCCGCCUUCUGCUUCGCCACUCUCCUCACAAGACACAGAAAUCGACGAACUAUGGGAGGCCUCACCGACACCGCCUGGCACACCUGCUACAAGCCUUUUCAGCGCUAGAAUGGACGAAGUAGAGAUCCCGCGUAUUCACAAACCCGGACACAUACUUCCGCACUCACUCAAACCAAGGGAUUCUAAAAAGUGCGUGCUGCAGUCCAUAUACGAACGCUCACCCACCCGCUUUUUUCAGUCUCAAGUCACUUAUCGAGCACCUGAAGCCUGUGGCUACUGCGAAGUUAAAAGAAGGCAAUACUACAACGUCGACGAAUCAGAAUACUGAUAUUGCGCUAUUUAUUUCUUCCCCAAACGCAGAGGAUGGGAGGAUCCUUGAUGCAGAGGACUCUAUGCUCGGGCAGCCACCUUCUAUUUGUGCUGCUUCACCCCUGCCUACGCAUGCGGGAAGAGACAGAGGAAAGAAGUCAUACCAAGAUCAAGACUUGGAAGACAUUGAUGUGGAACAGGAUCUCGAUAUGGCUCUCAGGCAUAUGUACCGAGAGGUGCAGGAGGAGAACAUCGAAGGGUGUGUACUGGAGGAGAGGUUGGAUGAAAAGGAUGUUGCAUUGAUGGAUGGUGCGUCCGUC
Suillus subalutaceus is the source of this 1616-nucleotide messenger RNA. RefSeq lists its product as uncharacterized. NCBI's taxonomy places the organism in Eukaryota, Fungi, Basidiomycota, Agaricomycetes, Boletales, Suillaceae. The transcript has 6 exons. Bases 80 to 1315 code for a protein of 411 amino acids. The record is from RefSeq and is a predicted model, not a curated record.